Molecule: messenger RNA, 784 nt
Organism: Carya illinoinensis
Lineage: Eukaryota; Viridiplantae; Streptophyta; Magnoliopsida; Fagales; Juglandaceae
Product: histone H2A.6
Exons: 2
Coding region: 101-505 (134 amino acids)
Cellular component (GO): nucleosome
Molecular function (GO): DNA binding; protein heterodimerization activity; structural constituent of chromatin
Source: RefSeq, a predicted model, not a curated record
AUGAUUAUCUAUGCUAUCUCGCUCCCCCUUUCUCUGACCUAGUUUUUCCUCUCCCGUUUUUCGCUCUCUCCGACUCUUUGAUUAUUCGUCCUUCAAAUCAAUGGCGGGUCGUGGUAAAACUCUUGGAUCAGGGGCCUCCAAAAAGGCGCAGUCUCGAAGUAGCAAGGCCGGGCUCCAGUUCCCUGUCGGCCGUAUUGCUCGGUUUCUGAAAGCUGGAAAGUACGCUGAGCGUGUCGGAGCAGGCGCGCCCGUCUACCUCGCAGCUGUCCUCGAGUACCUGGCCGCAGAGGUUCUUGAGCUGGCUGGAAAUGCUGCGCGAGACAAUAAGAAGACAAGGAUUGUUCCCCGACACAUACAGCUGGCUGUCCGUAAUGACGAAGAGUUGAGCAAGCUUCUUGGGGACGUGACGAUUGCCAAUGGUGGUGUGAUGCCGAACAUCCACAACCUGCUACUGCCGAAAAAGGCUGGAACUUCAAAGGCCUCGGGUGGAGACGAUGACUCUUAGAUUCAAGUGAAGACACGAGUUUAGAUUUUCGGCCAUCUACGUGUUGGAUAUGAGAAUCACUUUUCUUCGCCAUGGUAUUUUUUUUUUUAGUUCCGGUUAGAAUUUGAGUACUAUGUGAUUGUGGAAUUGUAGUAGAGUCGGUGGUAGUAGUUAGGGUUUCCGGUUGUAGUGAAUGUGAAUAUGAUCUUCUAUUCGUUAUAGAAGAGAAUGUCGAAUUUAAUUGAAAAUUACUCGUGUAUUCAUAGUUCAUGAUAUUAUUGAUUCAGGCCUUAAUUCUGA